Molecule: messenger RNA, 599 nt
Organism: Fusarium graminearum PH-1
Lineage: Eukaryota; Fungi; Ascomycota; Sordariomycetes; Hypocreales; Nectriaceae
Exons: 2
Coding region: 71-532 (153 amino acids)
Cellular component (GO): mitochondrion
Source: RefSeq, a predicted model, not a curated record
CGACGAUCGAUCAUUAAUACGGGUCUUAUCUUUCAACCGCUUCCUCCCUCCCCCCCGAUCCGAGGCCGCAAUGGCCACGCAAAACCCCCCAAUGCCUCAAGAGAAGCUCGGCGUACCAUCUCGAAACCCUCUACCUCUAUCUGCGUCGCAAGAAGCACAAGUCCGAGAUAUCUUUUACCAAAAAGUGCGAAAAGAAUGCGCCGACGAGAUUAAGGCCUUCGCUGCAUGCGCUCUAGGUCGGACCUUUACAGUAUCAUUCGCCUGCCGAGCCGAACACCGCGUCAUGAACAAUUGCAUGAAGAUCCACGCCACACAAGCAGCGCACGACGAAGCACGAGAGGAGUGGUUUGCCUUACGGAUAGAGCGACAGAAGGAGAGGGAGAAAAAAGCGAGAGUCGCCCAAGCUCAAGAAGACUUUAUGCGCGAGUGGUGGGGGUUGCCGGAGCACGUGAGGUUAUCGAGACAGAAGGAGAUGGAGAAGAGGGGAGAGAGGAUACAUGGACUUGCAGCGAGGGAUCGACCGAGGGAUUGAUAAGAUAAGCAUAUGGCGUUGAAGAGAAUGGGGGAGUAUUGUAAGAAUAAACGAGGUAAAUGAGGAA